AAACGCUGUUUGAAGAUUCCGCUAGAUCUAUUAACGCCGUGAGUUAAAGUUACGGAUACCAAGGCACAUGAAAAUCCCGUAACAGGGAUUUUAGAUGAGACGGAGUUGAUGGUCCAAUAGAGAAGGCGAUAUGAGCCGUUGGAUUAAUGAUUAACGGUUAGGAAUUCUGGGUGCUGAACCUUUGUGGUAACGGAGGGUGAGAGGAAGUAUAAGAGUUGGUUUUGAAAGCGGAAGAAAGCAUUUCGUUUUAUCAGAAGAACAACAAACAGCCUUCCUGUUACUCUCUCUGCUAGUUUCUUUUUAUUUUCUUCCUCUUUCUCGACAACCAAACAGAAAAUUCCUAAGGAAAAACUAAAAACUGAUGAUAGUUUGAUGAAUAAAUGUUGAGGAUCUAAAUUCUAAACCAAGCGAGCGAGACGCAGAAAGAGAGAGGAGAGAAGACUAUGAGGAUUUGUUAGAUACAAUUGAAGAGAUUUGAGAAACCUUUUGCUGGUUCUAAUAACUGAUCGUGAAGAUUUAUUUUCUUUUAUUGAAAUUUCUGGAAUCUAUGCAUUUCGAACAAAGAAGAGCUACCUUCAGAAGAAAUUUUGACUGAAUUCAUCUGCAAGCAGGCAGAUCAGUUGCUGACAUAUUAAAAGAUUAGAAUCUUACAUCAUAUGAGAGUCGGAAGAAAGGGCUUCAAAUGUCAUUAUUUCGUUGAAAAUCUGUAGUAGAUUUGUGUUUAUACCAAGGGACUAGAAGAAGCAAAGUUGUAACGGCAGAGCCUGAGUAAUUCAGGUGUGCGGAAAAGGAUGGAAAAGGACUCGUUAAGGAGCAAUAACAAUGGUAAUAACACCAACUACAGCAGAGAGAGAAACGGAGGCGACGGGGGAUUGUUAAGAUCCCGCUCAGAUCCGGCCAAGCAAACGGCAUCGUCGUCUGAUUUUGUCUUGCAGUGGGGAAACCGGAAGCGUCUCAGGUGUAUGAAGAUCCAGGUCAAAGACGAUCAGUCCGGCCCGGUUCACCGAACCACGGUUCGAGUCGAUCGCCGAGUCUUGAGGGUCGACAAGGACUCUUCAAAUCGACCAAGCAAUAAUAACAAUCACGGGAAUGGAUAUUUUAACCUCCGUCAACGGCCUGCUUCACCUCAGGCUCCACCUCAGCGCGUUCUCAGGAACUCUGAGAAUUCCAGUGCUAUGAGAGGUCAAAUCAACGGUGGUGUCAGGGGAUUCGCUUCACCAGACAAUAACAACCACCAUCACAGCAACAAGGAUAACAACCACAACAACAACAAAUCAGCGGCAUCUUCGGAGACGGCUUACGAUAGCAAAAAGGGUGGCUCGUCUUCUGGGAGCGGUGAGGCAGCUCCACCCGUUUGGCCACCGAAAUUCGUGAUUGCUUUAACGAAUAAAGAGAAAGAAGAAGAUUUCAUGGCCAUUAAAGGAUCUAAGCUGCCACAAAGACCCAAAAAGCGGGCCAAGUGUAUUCAACGUACCCUCAAUGGAAUAGACGAGGCACAACAUUUUAGAGUAGGGGAGAGUCGUUGUGAAUUACGUCAAAUAAAUGAAUAAGGGCUUGGUUUGCUUUUCUUAUUUUUUUUAUUUAUGCCCACUUGCAAUUUGCUACUAAAAAACAAGAAAAAGAAAUAGAAAAAGACGCAGGGAGAAGUGGGCAAAGCGACAGUAAGUGAAACGUAAUAGUGGACGUGUAGUCAUAGGGUGGACGAGCACCUGAUUAGAAUGACCUAUGUUUGUUAUUGGCCCACUGGAAACCAUGUGACUGUGAGGCUGUGACCUAGAUACUGUUGUGCGUUGUGCCCUUCUUGUGUUCCGUUAUUGACUAUUGAUAUGCUGUAAUUGCGAAUUGCACGCCGACCAUCUAGAUUGAUUUUUUUUUUUUUGCAUUAAGAAAAAGAAAGAAAAUACUGAUUCUUUGUUAUUUAAUUGUUGCAGUGAAAAGGCUGUAAAAUAAGUAGUAUUCUAAGUUAAUUUCUUUUAUCCAAAAUUUGAAAUUUGAAAAGUAUAAUAUAAUGAGUGUCCUUGGAUAAAAUUUUUCAACCAGACAGUUUUUUUUUUUUUAAAUAAUACCGCCUGUAAAUAGUUGUGCAGGAGUCAGCGUAUUUUUAUUAGCUGUCCUGAUAUAAUUUAACUUUCACUGCUUUUUUUUACUAUUUUUCAUGUGCUCUUUUAGAUUUUUCAAAUGAUAAAUAACUGCAGUGAUAAAACUUGUUAAAUAUUACCAAUAGCAGUCGCAUGAUUUCACGAUAAAAUGCUGGAAUUUUUACUUCUCAUCAAUCAGAUUCUUCAACGGCUUCAAAUGUAGAAAGUUGUCGAAUGUCAAAAGUGAAAUAACUUUUCUUUUGCACUUAUUGAAA
Durio zibethinus is the source of this 2353-nucleotide messenger RNA. RefSeq lists its product as uncharacterized. The record is from RefSeq and is a predicted model, not a curated record. NCBI's taxonomy places the organism in Eukaryota, Viridiplantae, Streptophyta, Magnoliopsida, Malvales, Malvaceae.